AUGUUCGGGGACGACGGCCUCGAGCGCCUGAACAAGACGCUGAGGCAGCAGCUGUCUGACCGAGGUGAGCAUGCUCGUUGUGCGUUGCUGACAACAGAUGCGCGACUGUCCGUGUUGGAAGGCGAGGUGCGAAAACAAGAGACGGCGCUGGCGGAGGCGCGCCGGCGCGCAGACGACGAACGACAAGAACGAGAACAAAUAGAGGAGAAAUACACGCGUACAGAGGGAGAGCGGAACGAGCUGAAGCAGGCGCGGUUGGAGGGCUCGAAUCUUGCGGCGCAACUGAGUGCGGAGAAGGAGGCGACGACACGGCUCGAGAAGGAGACAAGACGACUCGAGUACGAGCUGGAAAGCACCGCGCUCGCAGGCAACUGCGCAACGCAGAGCGGCGAGGCCAAGCUCACCGCACGGAUCCGCGCGCUCGAGUCCGAGGUCAAGAGCAAGGAGGCCGAGUGCGCGCGUGCCUGGGCCGAGGUGAAGGCGUCCGCACUCGCCGCAUCUACGUCCACGGCGACACCACCACGACCAACCCCGCCGCAGUCACGGCGGACAUCGACGUCAGCCGACGAACUCGAACUCGCCAACCUCCGCCAGGCGCUCAACUCGAAGUCGACGGAGCUUUCAAAGGCACAGGAGCAGGUCGCCAACCUCAGGCGUCAAUGCGACAAGGCAGUCAACGAGAAGAUGGCCCUCGAGAAGCGCUCGGCACGCGAGAUCGAGGAACUCCAGUCUCAAAAUGAGGAUAUGGGGUACGAGAUUCAGGCACUGCGCGGGGACAAGCCAAGUCCCGAGGUCGAGAAGCUCAAGACGAAACUCGCGGAGGCUACAGAAAAGGUCGCCAUCCUCGAGGCCAGCGUGGCGGAGAAGAUCACCGAGGUCGAGACCAAGUCACGCGAACUCGAGGAGAAGACGGCCGAGCUCCAGAGCAAGUCCGAGGAGAUCGAGCGCCUCUCGAUCGCCGCGAACGACCAAGGACGAAUCAUCGAGCUCGAGGCGAAGAUCACGACGCUUGAGGGCGAACUCGACGCUGCCCGACAAAACCUCAACGACGAGGGCUCGCGACAGAUCCAGCGCGAACUGAACGCCGCCGUCCGCAAGGUGGAGGCGAAGGAGCGUGAGAUCGAGGACCUCAAGAUCGACCUGAAGGAGGCGAACGAUGAGAACUCGACUCUUCGCUCCUCGCGCUCGGCGCCCGUCGAUGACAGCCGGAUAAUGGAGCUUGAGUCGCAGCUCGCCACCACGCAACAGGAUCUCGAAGCGGAGCGGGAGAAGGCAUCGCGCCUGGUCGAGCUCGAGAAGACAUUGGAGCAGUCCACGACCGACCUCCAGACCGCCCGCGACGAGCUUAACGCCGCUCGAGUGGACCUCUCGGAGCUUCAGGCACGGAUGGAGGAGAAGGCGAACGCGCCGUCACCGGAACUGCUCGAGUCGCAGGCUGCGACGACUGCCGCGCAGACACGCAUCGCGGAGCUGGAGGUCGAACUCCAGCUCACCCGCGGCAAGGUCGCCGGGUUCGAAGAGUCGGUUUCGGCGCAGCUCUCGACACUUGCUGCCGUCUCGAACGAGCGCGACGCGCUCAAGGCGUCUCUCGUCGAGACGCGGAGCGCUGCCUCCAGUCCCGUCGCCGAGGUGACUUCUGCUCGCUUGGAGGAGCUCGAGGCACAGGUCAACGACCUCACGACCCAGCUCACGCUCGCCACUCAGGAGCGCGACAGCGCCAAGGAGGAGUUGCAGACGCUCACGACUGAGAUCGGCGACAUGGAGUCGGCCCUCAACGAAGAGCUCGAGUCUGCCCGCUCCGAGCUGCAGGAGAAGGAGUCGCGCCUAACCUCCGUUUCCUUCGAUCUCGAGAAGGUCAGGUCAAGCAGCAAGUCGGCUCACCAGCGUGUCAAGAAGCUCGAGGCGGAGCUCGCUGCAAUCCAGGAGGAGCUUGCUGGUGUGCGUGCCGAGCUGGAGGCUGAGCGCAAGAGGGCGACCGAGCUGCAAGAAAGCCUCGCUUCGAAGGAGGCCGAGGCGGAGGCGAGCAAGGCCCGCAUCACCGAGCUGUCCCGGGAGACUACUGCCCAGACCGACCGCUUCAAUCAGAUGACGAUCACGAUCCAGCGCCUCCGCGGUGAGCGCGACGAGCUCAAAGGUCAAGUCGGCUACGUCACUGCCGAGCGGAAGUGCGAGGUCGAGGCGUUCGAGCAGGCCGCCGCUGCUCAGCAGGCCGCUCAGGAUGCACUCUCAACAGCUCACAGCAACCUGAAGGAGCGCGUUGCCGGUCUCGAGGAGCGAUCAAGCAAGCUCGACACCACCAUCAGCGAGAACAAUCGCCUCUCGACGCGCAUCGACGAGAUUCGGGGUGACCGCGAUGCUGCGCGCUCCAAGAUCGCCAAGCUCGAGGGCAAGCUCGCCGAGAUCAAGAAGGAGCUCACUUCGGCCGUACACGAGCGCGAGAUGGACGCCAAGCAGGCUGCCGCCGAGUUAUCGCUUGCGCAGUCGCGGCAGCGCGACGCCGAGGAGCGCGCGGAACGGUUACGAGGCGAGGCGCCGGCGGACGCGCAGGCCCGCGACGCCGAGUUCAAGGCGCUGUACGACCGCAUUGAGCGCCGCGACGUCCGCCUGCAGAACCUUCAGGUCGAGCUUGACAAGCUCCGCAUGAACUACGCUGUCGCGCAGGAGGACAUUGGCGAGUUCACCGACGACCUCGCUGCUGCCAAGGCUGAGAAUGCUGAGCUCAAGCAGGAGCUUACCCGCGCUCAGGCCGAAGCCGCCGCCAAGGCUACGGCUGUUGAAGAGCUCACGGGCCAGCUCGACGCUCGCGCCGAGGAGAUCGCCGCCUCGCAGCAGAAGAGCGCCGAGCUCGAGUCGGACAUGGCGACGCUGAAGGACGAACACGAGGCUCUGACGCACAAGCACACCAGCGUCAUCGCCGACAGGGAUAGCUACGCUGCCACCGUCAACGCUACUCGGGCAGAGCUGCAAGCGCGCAACGUCAUUGUGUCGCAGCUCGAGUCCGCGCUCGCCUCGGCCCGCGCUUUCUCCCAGCACGCCUCGCUCUCCAUUCGCGAUCUCACACUCACGAUCGCCGUGCACCGCGGAGCAGUCGUUGCCGCCAAGCACCGUGCCGACUCUUCCGACGCGCAGCUCAAGAGCGCCCUCGCCCGCAUCUCGUCGAUGGAGGAGGAGCAGACUGUGCUUCUCAAUGCUGGUUCUCAGUCCGCCAAGCUGCGUGAGGAGCUCGGCGACGUCCGUGCCGCCCUCGAGAAGGCCGAGGACCGCGCCACGACCGCGGAAGCGACCAUUGUCGCCGAGGCGGAGCGGGCGACCACCCUGCAGACCAAGAUUGAGGAGCUCGAGACCGAGCUUGCCAACAGUGCCCGCCAUCUCGAGACAGCCAAGAGCGAGGCCGAGGCUGCUGCCUCCGAGCACGCCCGUGUCAUGCAGGAGGCGUCGACGGCCAACGCCGAGCAGAUCACCGAGGCGACUGCACGCGCUGAGAAGGCCGAGGCGGAGAUCGCGAAGCACUCUGAGGACAUCAUGCAGCUCAACUCAACCCUCGAGUCACUGCGUGCGGAGCACGGCGACGCCGCGAGCCGCAUCAGCGCGCUCGAGGCCGAGGCUGAGGAGCUCCGAUCCGAGAAGAGCCGCCUCGAGGCUGCGCUGGCUGAGUCGACCAAGGCUGGCGAGGAUCUCAGUGCCAACAUGGCGAGCUUGGAGGAGACGCUGGCGAGCACCCGCUCCGAGGUUGCGGCGCUGCAGGCGCGCCUCGAGGAGGCGAACGCCAAGCUCUCUGCCAUGACCGAGGCGCACGCCACGGCAACGACGGAACUGUCCACGACAAAGGCAGAGGUGGAGGCGACUGUGGCUGACCUCAACGAGGCUCAGUCCAAACUUGAGACUUUCAGAACGCAGCUCGAGACGACACUGCACGACCUGAACGAAUCGCGCGUCGCCCAGGCUGCCGCUGAGGCUGAUGCGGCGACCGCACGCUCCGAAAAGGAGGCCGCCGAGACUGAGAGCAAGAAGGUCUCGAACCACUUCCGCUUCAUGGAGUCUCAAACGAAGGACCUGUCCGCCCGUCUCGCGUCGCUUAAGGAGGAGCUCGAGACCGCCGCUGCCCAGAACAGUGCGGAAGCUGCACGCCUUUCAGCCAAGGACGGCGAACUCGCUGCGGCCCAACAGGCGCUUGAGGACCGUGCGCGCGAGGUCGAGGACCUGAAGGAGGACCUGGAGCGUGCGCACGCCGCGCUGUCGGCCAAGACGAACGAGAUCGACGAGGCCGACGACCGCGCCCUCGAGCUGAACAAGGAGAUCGGGCGAUACAGGCGAAAGACGGAGAAGCUGGAGAGGCAGAAGAGUGAACUUGUCGCCGAAGUGGACGCGUUGCGCAUGCACCGUGCCAACGCCGCCAACACCGUCCCUGCUGUCCCCACCUCCUCUCACCCUGCCACGAGCGCGACACUCCAGCCCCCAUCAUCCAAGCGCGCCUUCAGCGUUCUCGCAGAAGACACGCCAGGCAUAGGCACGCCCGGCCGCAAGCGACCGCGCGAGGACGAGGAGGACGCGCGCCCGCGCCCCGCCGAAGCGAGGCGGAGCCCGUUCAAGAGCAGAGAGAACCUCGUCAAGAAUGGGCUCGGGGGCACGAAGCGGAAGAUGACGAGCGCGGAGCGCAUGUUUGCGGAGAAGAUGGCGAGGACGAAACUCGCCCCCGAGGGGAAACAGCCGCAGGCUGCCAAUCCGUUCACGCCCAGGGCGCGCGAUGGCAAUGUUGCAUAG
Messenger RNA from Trichosporon asahii var. asahii CBS 2479, 4761 nucleotides. RefSeq names its product putative: major antigen. Lineage: Eukaryota; Fungi; Basidiomycota; Tremellomycetes; Trichosporonales; Trichosporonaceae. The transcript is spliced from 4 exons. The coding region runs from base 1 to 4761 and encodes 1586 amino acids. The record is from RefSeq and is a predicted model, not a curated record.